AUGGAGUGCAUUGGACAAGUGUUUGAUUUCUACACACUCAGGAAACCCUGGCUGAGUUCCGUGCUACAAACAGGAGAGUGUGGACAGGGGCUGCUGUUGACUUUUCGAUUAGAAGGGAUCCAGAGGCCUGACAAAAAGAUGACAAAAUGGAAGCUCAAAGAGGUUAACUUGCCGAUGAUCAGCCAGCUGGUCGGGGCCCUUCGAGGCUUCUUCCUCACCGCCCUGCUCCCUCGCUUCCCAGUUCGUUCUCAUAGAUUUGUCAGGAACCCUGACUCAGGAUACCUUUCACGAUACGAUGAUCAGAACAAACACCCAGUGCUCGCCCAGGGCUUUCCUGCCUGUCCUCAGGGUCACAUUGUCCACAACUGGAAGGUGCGAUGGUUCAUCCUCCAGCAGAACACGCUGCUGUACUACAAGCUCGAGGGGGGUCGGAAGGUGACCCCUCCCAAGGGACGGAUCCUUCUGGAUGGCUGCACCAUCACCUGCCCCUGCUUGGAGUAUGAAAACCGACCUCUGCUUAUUAAGCUGAAGACUCGAACAUCCACAGAAUACUUCCUAGAGGCCUGUUCUCGAGAGGAGAGGGAUGCCUGGGCCUUUGAGAUAACAGGGGCUAUUCACGCUGGGCAGCCAGGGAAGGUCCAGCAACUCCACGUAUUGAAAAAUUCCUUCAAGCUGCCCCCUCACAUCAGCCUGCAUCGCAUCGUGGACAAGAUGCACGACAGUGGCAGUGGAAUCCGGCCAAGCCCUAACAUGGAGCAAGGAAGCACCUACAAAAAGACCUUCAUAGGUUCCUCCCUGGUGGACUGGCUCAUCUCGAACAACUUUGCAGUCAACCGUCUGGAGGCUGUGACUCUGGCCUCCAUGCUCAUGGAGGAGAACUUCCUUAGGCCAGUCGGUGCCCGAAGCAUGGGAGCCAUUCGCUCUGGGGAUCUGGCCGAGCAGUUCCUGGAUGACUCCACGGCCCUGUACACUUUUGCUGAGAGCUACAAGAAGAAGACAAGUCCCAAGGAAGAAAUAAGUCUCAGCACCAUGGAGUUAAGUGGCACAGUGAUAAAACAAGGAUACCUGGCCAAGCAGGGCCACAAGAGGAAAAACUGGAAGGUACGGCGCUUUGUUCUGAGGAAGGACCCAGCUUUCCUGCAUUACUACGACCCUUCCAAAGAAGAAAACCGGCCAGUAGGUGGGUUUUCUCUUCGUGGUUCACUCGUGUCUGCUCUGGAGGAUAAUGGUGUUCCCACGGGGGUAAAAGGGAAUGUCCAGGGAAAUCUCUUCAAAGUGAUUACUAAGGAUGACAUACACUAUUAUAUCCAGGCCAGCAGCAAGGCUGAGCGAGCGGAGUGGAUUGAAGCCAUCAAAAAGCUAACGUGACAAGGAUCCUAAGGGCACAGGACCAGGAUUCUUCCCUCUUACCAGAUGACACAGACAGGAUUUCCUGAAAAAUGAGUGUUAAAACUUUUGUAUAUUUUGUACUGCUUUCGAGUGUGGCUGGUGAAAAAGUUCCUUAGAUUAUAUUCGGCAGUGGUGCUAUUUCCUUCCCCCACCUUCAUGUUAACUACCUGGAAAUCCUAGAACAGCCAUUAGGAGUCAGCAUCUCGACUUUCGCCCAUCUUCACAGCCAGCCAUUCAUGCCUCAGGCACCAAAAUAGGUUUCCCUUGUUCUAACACUAACUAGCUAUAUUGUAAUACUAAGAUGCUAGUCUCUUGGCAGCUCUCUCUGAAAUGCUGUCAGCGACUCUAAUGUUAACUCAGGAAUUAAUAAAAAUUGACAUGUUUCUAUUAGAAUUCCCAUACAAAGCUUUAUAAUUUUCAAAGGUUUCUCAUGCUUGAGGCUAUAAGAAUUAUACAAGCUGAUUAUGAAGACAUCUCAAGUAAUCUCUUUUACUAAGAUGUGCUUCAUCUUAAAGUGGGGAUGGUGGCAAAAUUUUGGUCGGAGAAUAUCGUUUUGCUUUGAAAAAUAAGCUUGUAUAAGUAUUAUACAUCACAGAAAAAAAAGACUCAGUUGAAGAUUAGUCACAUGUACCAAAAAAAAAAAAA
Pteropus alecto (black flying fox) is the source of this 2034-nucleotide messenger RNA. RefSeq names its product pleckstrin 2 (gene PLEK2). Gene Ontology annotation, biological process: actin cytoskeleton organization; intracellular signal transduction. The transcript is spliced from 11 exons. Gene Ontology annotation, cellular component: plasma membrane. The coding region runs from base 1 to 1368 and encodes 455 amino acids. Lineage: Eukaryota; Metazoa; Chordata; Mammalia; Chiroptera; Pteropodidae. The record is from RefSeq and is a predicted model, not a curated record.